Messenger RNA from Neospora caninum, 1131 nucleotides. RefSeq lists its product as hypothetical. The record is from RefSeq and is a predicted model, not a curated record. Gene Ontology annotation, molecular function: protein serine/threonine phosphatase activity. The coding region runs from base 1 to 1131 and encodes 376 amino acids. Gene Ontology annotation, biological process: protein dephosphorylation. The transcript is spliced from 9 exons. NCBI's taxonomy places the organism in Eukaryota, Apicomplexa, Conoidasida, Eucoccidiorida, Sarcocystidae.
AUGAGAGGCGUAUUUGCAAUACUGGGGGCGCUGGUCCUGUCACUGUUCUUUGCUCCAACAGAAAUCCGUGCUUUAUUUAAGCGUCGCGAGACACAAGCUCCCAAGUUGGGACAUGCAGACCUUCUGGAAAACAACGGGAGUGACACGAUGUCCCUGAAAGCAACAGAAUGGUAUAUGAAGACGGCGGUAGCCAUGAUUAAGGGAGCAAGACCGUAUCUUGAAGACACCUGUGUGCUUACCGCUGCGGUUCCUGGCGCGCCUAACGCCCGUAUUCAAGCCGUGUUCGACGGGCACGGGGGGGCAUUCGCGGCCCAGUUUUUGGCUACACAUUUGCAAGAGGUUUUGACCACCAUUGUCAUCAUCGAACGCCUCACCCAUCCGGAGGAGGUGAUUGUCCAAGGGAGGGAGAUUAUUCCGUCAACCCUAACAGCGUUCAAAACCAUUCAUGAGCUGGACACUCCCCUUGGCAAAAUUCUACCACGCCAGAAAAUAGUUAUUGGCAAUAAACGGUGGCCCUUCAAGCUUCACGUCGUCAACGUGGGUGACUCCCGGGCGCUGUUGCUAAAUCAGCGCUUGUACGCUCCUUUGACAAGAGACCACCGGCCAGAUGAUCCAGCCGAGCAGGCGCGUAUUGAAGCGGCUGGCGCUGAGGUGAAAAUGGACAGAGGCACUCCGCGAGUCAGAGGGCUCGCAAUGAGCCGCUCGUUUGGCGAUUCUGAUAGAAAACGUGGACCGGGUCCGCACCCAAUCACUGCAAAGCCAGAUAUAAGACAGUUCUUCGCGUCUGCGAACGACGUUCUCCUUCUCCAUACCGACGGUCUUGAUUUUGGAGGAGCUGACUGGGAUUUAGUAGCUGACGAGGUUAGAGAAAGCCUCCGGAGGAGCGACGGGAUCCGCAAUAUGGUAACCAGACUCGUCAUGGAUGCCCAUCGCGGAGGCUCGAAAGACAACAUUACUGCCCUGAUGACGUUUUUUUCUAAACAUCUUCAAGAACAGCCUACAGCCAAACUUCGAAUUCUUCGAAAGCGGCAGAAAAACAACCGUUCAAAAAAGCUGCUUCCUCUGGAGGAGGACUGGACGGACAAGCUAUUGCAUGGUCCAGCCGGCGGCUUCUCGCUACCCAUGUUCUAG